Molecule: messenger RNA, 2006 nt
Organism: Chelmon rostratus (copperband butterflyfish)
Lineage: Eukaryota; Metazoa; Chordata; Actinopteri; Chaetodontiformes; Chaetodontidae
Gene: sil1
Product: SIL1 nucleotide exchange factor
Exons: 12
Coding region: 126-1511 (461 amino acids)
Source: RefSeq, a predicted model, not a curated record
CGUUGAGUGGAAAGUCAGACAAGCCUUUAGAUACAUGCGGGAAGUUUGGGAACUGUCUGUGUGUUUACGUGGAUUAAACCAAGCGAAGACUGCAUCACACUAACAGCAUCACUAAAACAGUGACCAUGAGGCUGACAUCCAGCAGUGUGAGAGGAGCUUCUCUCAGCUGCUCAACCCUGGCUUUCCUCUUGUUGCUGCAUUGCUGUCACAUAACCAGCAUUCUUGGCCAAAAGUCUGACUCUGCCUUAAGUGUGGUGGAGAAUACAGAGGGAGCAGAAAGAGAAGGUGUUGAUGAAGAAGAGGCGAUGGUUGAUGAAGGAGAUUCAGAGGUGGUCCACCCAACUGAGGAGUGGCAAACGCUCAAACCAGGUCAGGCAGUGCCAGCAGGUUCCCAUGUGAGGCUCAAUCUACAGACGGGUCAGAGGGAGGUCAGACUGGGAGAAGAACAGCUUAAAUACUGGACACAGGAACACAGGGGAAAAGAAGAGACCCAGUCCCCCUUCAGUCCUGAUGAGCUGAAACAGGCCUUGAAAAAGAUAAAGGAGGACCUGAACUCUGAGAGCAAAGACACAGACCAACAGGACUCCGUGGCUUCUAAGUUUCGUCCCCUGGAGGAGUUAAAGAGAGACAUGGCUCAGCUGGACCUGCUGGUGGAGACAGAUGUUCAGAUAAUGAGGCGCCUGCUGGAGCAGUUGAACAGCAGCAACUUGACCACAGAGCAGAGGCUGAGCAUCCUGCUGGAGCUGGAGUAUAUGGUGCAUCAGGUGGAUAAUGCUCAGACGCUCUGUUCGAUGGGGGGUCUCCAGUUGAUUCUACAGGGUCUAAACAGCUCUGACUUCAGAUUACAGGAAAGCUCUGCCUUUGUCCUGGGAUCUGCUUUGGCCAGCAACCCUGCGGUUCAGGUGAAGGCAGUGGAGAAUGGGGCUCUUCAGAUGCUCUUAACCAUGCUGGCCACAACACCACCACUCAGAGUCAAAAAGAAGGUUCUGUUUGCAGUGGCCUCCCUCUUGCGUCACUUCCCCUACGCACAGAGUCACUUCCUGUCGCAUGGAGGGCUGCAGGUCCUAUCCGAGCUGUUCAGGGCGGAUGGAGGUGGAGUUCUGCGUACACGCAUUGUCACGAUGUUGUAUGACAUGAUCGCAGAGAAGGAGCUGAUCUCUCAGGCAGGUCUGGACCCAAUGCUGGAUGGCUCCCAUGAAGAGCGGGUGCGUCAGUACUCUAAGGUGUCCCUGCAGGGGGAGCUGCUGGAGAAGGGCUGGUGCAGUCUGGUCCCACAGCUGCUGGAGUCCACUGAGCAUGACUACAGAGAGAAGGCUCUGCGGGCUUUGUUGGCGAUGGCUCCUGUGUGUUUGGAACAGUACCGCUCAGACUCAGCUCUGCUGGGCUCUCUACUCUCCCUCAGAGACCAGUACCAGGAAAUGGUCCAGUCAGAAAUGAUUCUAGGAGAGGAGAACGGCUACUUUGCAGAGAUUGUAGAACUUAUAGAUGCUCUACAAGUCAAAAUUAAAUGACAGUAGUAUUGUUCAGAGUGCCAUUUUACAUUGUAAUGCAAUGCAGAGAGAAGUACACAGACUUCUAGACUGUUGUGAGGAAACAACCUUUCUUCAAGAGCAUGACCAACCACAGAAGGACAAACCGCUUAAGACAUAGAGUCUACUGCAUGAAAGUCAAGGACAAAGGACGCACCCUGGACAAAAAUUUUUGGACUGACCUUGUAGAUGAUGGAUCCAUAGGUUGGUCAGGAUGAACUUCACCAACUAAGAUUUCACUUUGUGCCCUUUUUGAAGGGGGGUGGAGAUCGGAAUAGAGAUUUUUUUUAAGGCUGUCAUUGUAAAAUAUUUGUGUUUUAUUUUUACUUUGUGUUGAUAAAGAAUCAUUUUUUUCAUUGAAUGUAAUUAAUUUAAGAAUUGAAUGAAUUAUUGUCAAAUGACUGUGUUAUGUUGUGUAUUUUGGAGCAAAAUGAGUUUGGGAAUCUGCUGUAGUGUUACAUUCAUAUUAAACCAGAA